Messenger RNA from Cryptococcus wingfieldii CBS 7118, 1434 nucleotides. RefSeq lists its product as hypothetical. Bases 1 to 1434 code for a protein of 477 amino acids. The record is from RefSeq and is a predicted model, not a curated record. The transcript is spliced from 4 exons. Lineage: Eukaryota; Fungi; Basidiomycota; Tremellomycetes; Tremellales; Cryptococcaceae.
AUGCAAUGUCUUGAACAUCCACACAAGCACUGCCGUCCUUGGUCAACCGACCUGCCCUCCUUCUCCUCGACCGCCGUCUACUCUGCCGCCUCCGGGUUUGCCCACAAGAACUUUCCCCUGGAGUGCGAGGACCUCUGGUCCACUCGAACCAGUAUUCUCCCCCCCUACCCCGACAUUACACCCUCGUCAUCAAUUUUGGCCGUUGCUUGCGUGACGUACGAGGCGAUCGUCUGCUGGGCCGAGGAUAAUGUCCAGGACUACCGGUACGACGUUGAGGACAUUGUGACUUUGGCUCGAGACGGCUUCCACACGUUGGGGAUGUCCGAGGGUACGAGCACACGUGGGUGGACAACCUUGCGACAGGCCCUCAAGGAGGUGCCUCAAGACAUCCAGAACGAGGUCAAGAGCCAGAUGAGACCAAUGGGUACCGGACCGCUCACAAUGAAGUCCAAGGUAUUCAAUGCCUCGAUGGCCGCAAGUAUUCGGGAGGAGUGGUCGACGUGGGGCAAAGAGUUGUGGGAGAGGUGGUGGGAGGAGGCCAGGACUCUGGGAGAAAAAGACAUCCGGGCUCUGUUCUCUAGCCGGCCCGAGGAGCAUGCGAAGAUGGAAAAGAGCGCGAGGCGAGCGGGGUAUGACCGGGCCUGCAAUGUCUGGAAGACCAAUCUUCGCGAAGAUUGCCCUUGGGACAAUAUGGCCGAUGAUGACGCCAUGUCCAUGAUCGAACGCGAGAUCGGGGAAGGGAACGACGAUCGGAAGGAUCAAGUCAUCCACUUCGUCGGAUUCGGCGCCAUAUUCGACUGUGAGGGCGGCGCCAGGCAGCUUCAUUGGAAACGGCGUUUAGGCGAGUGUGGCUUCAGAGGCACUGUCUACCUUCAUGAGAAGAAGUGUCAUCGUGGCGUCGGCUUCAUCCUUCUCGGCCAAUCCGUCACAGGCAGGACCCUCAGGCAUGAAGAAACCCGUCAUUGCGGCGUCGGCUUCAUCCUUCUCAGCGAAACCUUUAUUUGGGGCCCCAAGUACCGUCGGCGCAUAUCCGAAUUCGACAAAGUGGAUGACUCUAUCCUUCAGAUCGUGGUUUCCCCCAUCUUGCGUUCGAUCAUAGACAUCGCCUCAUCAGCCGCCUCUGCAAUAUGCCAAGGGCAAUCUUCGCGAAGGUGGAGUAUCAAGGCAUCGCAUUUGGUUGGUAGACGAAUGGGAAGAUCGAAAGCAAAGUUGCGCAAGACGACCGUCGUCCCUUCGAUCCAUCCUCUCGCAACCGUUUUUCAAGACCGUCCCACUCCUCCUCGAGUCUCCGCCUUACUUCAAAAAUCUUCCUGUACCCUCCGAGUCCACUCGCCGCAUGCCCCAAUACGCCAUCCAGAUCAUCUCACCUUUUCGCGGUUCGAGAUGGCUCCCAUCACCACCUGCAUGAUGCUAUUUGCCGGGGUGGUAUUGUAG